Pelodiscus sinensis (Chinese soft-shelled turtle) is the source of this 909-nucleotide messenger RNA. Lineage: Eukaryota; Metazoa; Chordata; Testudines; Trionychidae. The record is from RefSeq and is a predicted model, not a curated record.
AUGACCCUACCCCUAACCCCGGAGAUGGACGUGGGGUAUACCCCUGAUAACCAUGACCCUACCCCUAACCCCGGAGAUGUGGGAUAUAUCCCUGAUAACCAUAACCCUACCCCUAACCCUGGGGACGUGGGGUAUACUCCUGACAGCCAUAACCCUACCCCUAACCCUGGGGAUGAGGUGGUUAAUAACAAUUUGAGCCCUACCUGGGAACCCUUCCGCGUCUCCCUCCACUCGCUGUGCAGCUGUGACCCGGACAAGACCAUCCGGUGCGUCGUUUACGACUAUAACACCAGCGGGAAACACGAUUACAUCGGUGAAUUCACCACGACCUUCCGUGAAAUGCAGGAGGUUUCCUCAGGGAAGGAGGCUGCUCCGCUCUCGCCCUUCCAGGUGGAAAAGGUUCACACCUUUCUGGAUUACAUCAUGGGCGGGCUGCAGAUCUACUUCUCGGUGGCGAUUGACUUCACGGCCUCCAACGGGGACCCGCGCAGCGAGCACUCGCUGCAUUUCAUCAACCCCAAGGAACCCAACGAGUACCUCAAGGCGCUGUCCGCCGUGGGCGAGAUCUGCCAGGACUACGACAGCGACAAGAAGUUCCCAGCCUUUGGAUUUGGGGCGCGGAUCCCCCCGAACAACGAGGUCUCCCACGAUUUCGCCAUCAACUUCGACCCAGACAACCCGGAGUGCGAACGGAUCUCGGGGGUGAUCGAGGCCUACAAACGGUGCCUGCCCCAGAUCCAGCUGUACGGCCCCACCAACCUGGCCCCCAUCAUCAAGCGGGUGCUGGCCCCCGUCAGCGAGGAAGAGGACACCGGGCAGCCCAUGUCCCUCUGGCUCCGUCGCACCCUCUCCGCCUUGGCCUCCUCUGACCGGCUCCGCCUUGCCCCCUCCGGCUCCGCCCUCCUCUGA